Peronospora matthiolae is the source of this 591-nucleotide messenger RNA. NCBI's taxonomy places the organism in Eukaryota, Oomycota, Peronosporomycetes, Peronosporales, Peronosporaceae. The record is from the annotation of a GenBank genome assembly.
AUGGUACACCUUGUGGCUGUACCAGAGACAAUCACGGCAAGUGGCUGUGCUUGUGUCUUUAUUGACACCAUCUUCCGACUUCAUGGGUUGCCCCGUGAACUCGUAUCAGACAGAGAUCCACGAUUCACUGCUGAUUUCUGGCGUUCCGUGUUCAAAUCACUCGGAACGCGCUUGAAGAUGUCUACAUCUGAUCAUCCAGAGUCAGAUGGUCAGACGGAACGUGCCAAUCGUGUCCUUGAAGAGAUACUUCGAGAAUACGUACACUCCUUUAAGAGUUGGAGUGAGUUUUUGCCAAUGGUAGAGUUUGCCAUCAACAACUCGGUGCAUGCGUCCACGACACACACACCGUUUUACGUGAAUGGCUUGCGCCAUCCGCGUGUACCCACCUUACUAGAGUGUAACUCUGGUUUAAGGGGAAGAGGGACUCGCGCGAGCAAAAACCGAUUUGGUUCACGCUCAUCACGCUCUGACGAAGAGGUCAUUGCGUUUGAUGCCGAUAUCGAUAACAUCGAUAUCGAAGAAGAUGAUGCCAGUGAGAGCGCGGAAGCCCUCACUGAAGAAAAGAGUGAUGUCGCUGCAGUGCACUCAUAG